UCCCGUUCCACAUUCUCGACUGCAUACAGCUGCUUUUGCGUGAUUGAAGUGGUGGAGGAGUGAUCAACAUUUUUUUGGAAUUUUUAAUUUACUCAAAUGACCUCAACUAAUUGAACCGAUAAGACUACUGUGUUUCUUUUAAAGUGUUUAAUUGUCAUAUUAUUUGUUUGUAAUACACAAAUUAGUAAAACAUGGCUUCGGGAAGACCUAUUAAAUGUGUGGUUGUUGGCGACGGAACGGUAGGAAAGACGUGUAUGCUUAUUUCGUACACUACGGACAGCUUUCCCGGCGAAUACGUUCCCACGGUCUUUGACAACUACUCAGCGCCGAUGGUAGUGGAUGGAGUGCAAGUGUCGCUUGGAUUAUGGGAUACCGCUGGACAGGAGGACUACGACCGGUUACGACCGCUCUCAUAUCCACAAACUGAUGUUUUUCUUAUAUGCUUCAGCGUGGCGAGUCCGUCAUCGUUCGAAAAUGUCACUUCCAAAUGGUACCCGGAGAUCAAACAUCACUGUCCGGAUGCGCCCAUCAUUCUAGUUGGCACCAAGAUCGAUUUGCGAGAAGAUCGCGAAACACUGAGUGCCCUAGCCGAACAGGGUCUAUCCGCGCUCAAACGAGAACAGGGACAAAAACUAGCCAAUAAGGUUCGCGCCGUUAAAUAUAUGGAAUGCUCAGCUUUGACGCAGCGUGGCCUAAAGCAGGUGUUUGACGAAGCCGUGAGAGCUGUGCUGCGACCGGAACCACUCAAACGACGUCAACGAAAAUGUGUUGUGAUGUAAGAAAUAAAAGUCUUCUGUGCAUUUCGUGCACUAUCCGAAAUCUCGUGUACAUAGGAUUAAGUGAAAAGAAUAAGAAGCAGAAAAGCUUAACAAAUACUCGAUCCUCUGUUUAAUGGACAUUUCUAGGAAAAGAUACGAACGGUAUGAAGUUACAAACAACCCGCAGAUAGUUUUCAGCCAACCAAGCAAAAGUUUUCGCACAGUGCAAAAAUUAUUAUUUUUAACACAUUAUUGUGCCAUCGUAACAAACACGCAUCACAACAGUAGUGUAUGAAUCAAAGCGUACACUUUUAAAAUGAUGUCCGAAUACCUCACACGUCCGUUAGACCUGCAUGUUUUUGGUUUAGAAGACUGCUUUAAAAUUUUGUAAACUUUUUACAAGUCCAUUACCAAGUUAUGCCGAGCUUAAACGAAAAAGAAAAAAAUCCUCUCUCCAGCUGCUAGUUUCUGCAUCAACGUUAAAAAAGGCCUACAUUCGAAUUGUCAAAGGAAACAAAGUUUUUCUCACAUUCUCAUUUACCAUAACUAGGCAUAGCUAUUUAUAGAAUAUUACAGUUUAAAAUAAUGUUGGAAAGUUUACCAAAAAUGUCAAAAGACAAAAAAGUUCAAUCAGAACUACAAUUCAGAUUAUACGUUGUAAUUAUUGAGUUGGUUCCGCAAUUAAAAAAAAAAUUGCUUUUUUGUAAAUUUUACUUAAAAUGAUUAAAAUAUUACCGGUUUUGUAUUUGAAUGUUGCAUCCAAUAAACAUAAAACACCAGUUGAUGAAUAUCAUUUGCGUUAUUUCAGUAUGGGUAGUACACUUUUCGGCAGUCAAUUUUCAAAUCCAUAGUUAUUAGAAGAUCAUAAAGUUAUUUUACAAAUUCAACGAAUCGGUGAUUUGAUUAUUCUUCUGUCUUCGAUCAUUGAUAUUGGCUGGAAUGAUUGAUUUGUAGGGUCUUGACAAUUCCCAACACUGAUCAUAAUACCUGUUCAUAUAGUAAAUAAUGCCAAUAAUGAAUAUUGCAACGAGACUGAAUCAAGCAGAAGCAAUUUUUUCUCUUUUACCUAUCUGGUAAAAGAUUUUAUAUUAUUCACCACACGAAGAAAACAAAACGAUCUUUGCGUAUCAACAACGCUUAAACGAAAAGCUUACUAAUCUCUAUUUUAUAUACGCCUCGGUUACAUGCAAACAAAAAAAAUGGUAAAUCUAGUCACUAGUAUGCAUCUGAAAAAAAUAUAAAUCUCACGGUUAAUUUAAACGGAAAAUGCUAAAGAGAAUGCAUAAAGAGAAGUCAAUUUCUGGUUAGCCAAAUGCAAAACCACACGCAAGAGAUAUAAUUGAACAACAAGCUAAAUCUCGUUCAAAUUUAUUAUCAACUGACGGAACUAUGUAGUAGUCUAAUGAUUUGCUAUGUCGCAAAUAUUUUUUUUUUUACUUUUACAACAAAUCAAAACUGGUUUCAUCAUAUCAUCAUAGGUUAUGCAAACGUUCACGAUAGUGUUUAGUAUGGUACAUAUGCUUACUUGCUAAUUGAGCUAACAACAGCAAACAAUUAUUUAAAUGUAAAUUAGUUUAGGCUACAUUUGACGAUGACUUACCAGCCUAGUUGAAGACUUACUUAGACAAUGAUAUGUUUUCGUGACCCCUGAGCUGAAAUUGAUUAACACCAAAGUACGAUCCCGGAGACAGGAGGUAGGAUGUGAGGGCGAUUAAAUGUAAACGAUAGUCAGAUUUUUUUUAUUUCGGUAUAUUGUGUAUUAGUUGUUUGUUGUUCUUUUUUCAUUUCAUUUGACAUGACAUACGAAACAAUGUACACAAAUUUGCUAGUUGAACUACAUGAUUUCUAUAGGUUUAAUUUCACGUCUAUCACGAGCAUUUACAGAUUUUCUUACCUCCAUACUACUAAUUACAAUUUUUGAAUGAUUGUAUCAUAUGACGAAAUAUAUAUAUUUUUUCUGAAUUAA
Messenger RNA from Topomyia yanbarensis, 2724 nucleotides. It is a transcript of the gene Mtl, whose product is annotated as ras-related C3 botulinum toxin substrate 1. The transcript is spliced from 4 exons. Lineage: Eukaryota; Metazoa; Arthropoda; Insecta; Diptera; Culicidae. The record is from RefSeq and is a predicted model, not a curated record. Bases 192 to 779 code for a protein of 195 amino acids. Gene Ontology annotation, biological process: small GTPase-mediated signal transduction. Gene Ontology annotation, molecular function: GTP binding; GTPase activity.